AUGCUAGCAGUUGUAGAAUCUAGUACGGAAAUAACAGGUAAUUAAUUGCAAUCGAACCUUUAGCUUUUUACAUGUACGGUUUAUUCAGGUAUUAUAAUACAUGAAAGAAUUUGAACCAAUGAAUAGAUAAAUCUGUAGUUUAAUUAAGUUUUACUCAGCACUAGUGUGUAACAGAUGAUGGCAACCAGCCUAUUCAUUAUAUGUAGUAGUUUUGUAUCUAGAAGAAAAUAAAGAAAUAUAGUUUACUCAAACCUACCAAUACCUGAUUCUUUGGUUCUAGGUCCACAAAGAGAAGUGAUAUCAAUAUACGAUGAUCAUUUUGCCACCCCGCUAUCCAGACCUGAAUAUUUCAUCGACGUUUAUCGCUGUGUUGAAGUUGAUGUGGGCGAAUGUUAUAGUGGACAGUUUGGGUACCCGGUACCAAAAACAACGGAAGAAAUUGAGAUAGUGGUUCCGGACAUAACAAACAAAGAUCGGGAUUCUAGCAGUAAAAAGAAGUUUUAUAAAUAUGUGGUUUAUAAUCACACAUCUUGUACAUGUGGGACCUUUACGUACAGGGAGAGUACACUGUAUAAAAACAUAACUAAUAACGAAGGUUAGUUCAGCUUACAGUGAGUAAAUUCCAUGCAAUUACCUAAAAUGAACAUGUUCUGUGAUUCACUUUCUUUCGUCCUUCAGAAAAUUUGUUUUGUAGUUUUAUUGUUAUAGUCAACCUUAUCAUAUAAGUUGAUGACAAUAUAACCAGGGGAACAUUGGAACUCUCCUCUCAUCACUGAGUUAAACAUGCUAUACUGAAUAUCAAAGCGGUUAGGGUAUUGUUACUUGAUGCGCUUGAAAACUCGUGUAAAGCCCGUCUUCCACUGGGCGAAUUUGUUCGCGCGAAGCGAUUUUGACGGCAUCGCUCUUGUUGACAGCAUGGGAUAAACCAGCUGCGCGCGAACAAAUUCGCCCAGUGGGAAACGGGCUGUGCUUGGUUUUCUCCAGUACACAUCGAGGGAUAUGCUCCGGGAUUUAAUUCAGGUCCCAGCUGCAAGGAAAGGUGAUUAUUACACUGCAACUUUGGUCUGUAUGAAUUUUCUUGCAGUUUCAGAAGCUGAUUACAAAGCGAACUGCACGAAAAAUCCAGUGAAUCUGAUACGUGUGUGUAAUGUUUGCGACAGCGCUCAGCCAAGAUAUAAACUCCAUCCAAACCAUUUCGACGCUGUAGUAGCAUUUAAAUAUCUGGCGUACCAACAGUGCUUGCCUGGCUGCGUAGUGGUAAAAAACGAGACGUCUAAUAAGCAAACUAGCUUGAUGUCUGGUCGUUCCGUUAGUGUCCCGCGUACAAGUGAUAUUUUAUGCAAGGCUUAUGAUGGAGCUAAAACACAAGGUAAAAAUCGUCCACAGAAGCUCAAAAGCUCAUCCUCAGAAGCUCCAGUUGGAAACUCGAGUGAUCAAGGUAAGAAAUUAAGGGUCUGAUUUCUACUAGACACGAAUGAUCCGUCCCGAUGAUUUUUGGAAAAGAGAAGAUAGUUCGUCUGAUAAUUGAACUCCCAACAAACACACCGAUCACCCGUCAAAACAAUCUUUGCUGCUACCAACCCAGGAAAGAGGCAUAAUAUGCUGGGUUUAUUAGAGAGAGAGAAGCUUAUUAGAGAGGAAACUUAAUAGAGAAGGGAAUUAAUAGAGAAGAGACUCAGAGGAGAGGGGGUUUAUAAGAGAGAGGAAGUAUUAGAGAGGGGCGUAUUAGAUAAGGGACAUAAUUAAUAGAGAGGGGGCUUAUUAGACAGGGAACUUAUUAGAGAGGGAGAUCAUUAGAGAUGGGACCUAUGAGAGGGGGCAUAUUAUAGAGACGGAUUACUAAGAACGAGGCUGUUUAGAGAGGAGGCUUAUUACAGAGGCGAAUUGAUAGAGUGUACGAGGAUUUAGGAAAUAGAGAUUUGACGAAUUAACCGGAAUUAUUAUGUUUCUGUUUAGAACCAAAUUAUGAGAUUCUAGUUUACAUUGCUUCAGGCAAAGUUAUCCUCGCCGCCGUUCUACUGUCAUUGGUGCUAUUUACUAUAUUAAUUAUGGACUUUACACUUUGCCGUCGAAAGAAAGGAUUUCUUUACGCUUUGAUUAGCUGUAAAAGUAAUGACGCGGAUAAUUUUUGUCAACGUUGCAGCGAAAGGAAUAUAAGAAAUGAGAUUACUGUGUAA
This is a messenger RNA of Paramuricea clavata, 2177 nucleotides long. The record is from the annotation of a GenBank genome assembly. NCBI's taxonomy places the organism in Eukaryota, Metazoa, Cnidaria, Anthozoa, Malacalcyonacea, Plexauridae.